Molecule: messenger RNA, 2119 nt
Organism: Polychytrium aggregatum
Lineage: Eukaryota; Fungi; Chytridiomycota; Chytridiomycetes; Polychytriales
Product: origin recognition complex subunit 4 C-terminus-domain-containing protein
Exons: 10
Coding region: 142-1839 (565 amino acids)
Biological process (GO): DNA replication initiation; DNA replication
Cellular component (GO): nuclear origin of replication recognition complex; nucleus
Molecular function (GO): DNA replication origin binding
Source: RefSeq, a predicted model, not a curated record
ACUUGCCCGUGCAAUCCUCCUUCCGGCCCCGUCUGUCUAUCUCCCUGUCUAUAUCCCUGUCUAUCUCCCGCCCUGCAUCUGCGCUUAUCUCCGCACGCCGAGGAUCCAUAAUCUGCCACGCCUCCCUCUCCGUUUGCCACCAUGCCGCCCUCGACAAGAUCCCGUUCCAGCGCCUCACCCCGGACCACCCAGGCGAUGGAGCAGCGCAUCACCCGGUCAAGAUCACGGACGCUCAUCCAGUCACCAGCAUCACCACCCAAACGGCAAAAGACCAUGCCUAUGCCGACAGCUACCGAGGAUCUGGCCGAGUCAUCGUCGUCGUCGUCGGUGCUAUCGGACGAUGCGGCGCUUUCCGGCGACUCAUCGAGCGACACCCCUCCAUCCGAUCGUGAACGAUCGCGGGGUACUCGCACGUCACCAAGAGGACUGGCCAGUACUGCAGUCGCCUCGCCUUCAAAGCACGGCUCGCCGUCGACCAGAGCACCACGGCUCAAGGCGAGGCUGAGUGCCUCCGAGAAGGAGAUGAGCGAGAUCGAGGCUCAGUUGGAGCAGUCCGACUCUGGCGUUGGGCUCGAGGACAUCCACAUGGCCCAGCGGGCGAUCUGGAGCCGCAUAUCCGAGACCCAUACUCCUUCCAAGCUCGUCGAUCUCGAGGACCAGAGCCGCAAGCUGCAUGAUUUCCUCGAAAAAACGAUCCGAUAUGGAGAAAGCAACAGCAUCCUCCUGGUCGGCGAUCGAGGAAGCGGCAAGUCGAUGACCCUCCGCAAGGCCCUGGAGGCGUUUCGAGACAACGCCGACAGCUCGUCAAAGUCGUUCAUGGAAAUCCACCUCAAUGGACUGAUCCACACCGAGGACAAGAUCGCGCUGAAGGACAUUGUUCGCCAAAUGAAUCUGGAGCAGCAGAUUUAUGAUCGCAAGAUUGGUUCAUUUGCCGAAUGCCUUUCGACCGUCCUCACGGCACUACGCCCGCAAUCCAAGAGCAGCUCCAUCCCUGUCGUGAUCAUCAUCGAAGAGUUCGAUCUGUUUGCCUCCAGGAACCAGAAGCAGUCGCUGCUCUACAAUCUCUUUGACAUUGUCCAGAACAGCGCUGGCUCUGUCGCCGUGGUCGGAGUAACGUGCCGUGUGGACGCUAUUGAGAUGCUGGAGAAGCGAGUCAAGUCGCGGUUCUCGCACCAGCAGAUCCGCUUCUAUUCGCCCAUAAAGUACGAAGGCUUUGUUUCGAUCAUGCAAAACUGUCUCACACUGCGCCAAGAAGAUAUCCACAGUGCUGAGUAUCUCGACUCGUUCAACUCGUAUGUUCAGGCGCUAUUCUCCAAUACCCAGUUCACUCGCUUGCUGAAGAGCGUAUUUGAGUUCACGCGCAAUCCGCGGCUCUUGAACUUGAUUUGUAUGACGCCGGUGUUGCAUCUCUCAAAGGCAACACCGUAUCUUUCGCACGGCGAUUUUAUUGAAUCUGUGCGAGCACAGCUGGCUGACCAGCCCAAGCAGCUGAUGAAAGGACUAUCAACCCUGGAUUUGUGUUUGUUGGUUGCGAUCAGCAAGCUCGUCUACCGAGAAGUGACAAAGUUCAAUUUUGAGAUGGUGUAUGACGAAUUCAAAGCCUACAUCUAUCGAAACCGCAGUCAGGCGGGUGCGUCCAAGCUGCUGUUUCGGAAGCCCGUGGCCCUCAAGUCGUUCGAGAACCUGCAGUCGAUUGAACUCAUCAAGCCAACGCAGAGCCUUGGGCAAUGCCCGAAAGAGUUCCGUCUGAUGGCACUUGCACUCGAUCCCAGCCAGAUCGAGGAUGCCGUCGACGAGCUCGGAGACUCUGUUCUGAAGCACUGGGUCAAUGCCGGUUAGGAAGAAGCAAGCUCAGCUCGGCGGAUGCGGCCGCUGCGGCGGGGGCAAGAUCUGGGGAAGCUGACGGCGCAAGGCGGACAAGCCGCAAGAGAUCUAGAGGAGCGGAGAUAUGCAGAGCGACAUGAGCGCCGAGAACACGGCCCAGCGGGUGUGCUCGCCGGACUGCAAGCCAGCUCGAUCAUGGUUUUUUGGGGAGGGGAAGGGAGGGGCAUGAAGACAACGCCAAUGCGGUGUUGAUGGCAAUGAAGACACAGAUGGCAAUGCCGAUGGCGAUGCUGAU